AUGUUUGUGCAGAUUUAUGUGGAUGUUAUUCAGCGAUUCCAAGAACAGGUCACAGAUAUCGUGUGUAUUAUAUCUACCUUCCUCACACGGCGUCACAGUCCUCACUACACAGCGUCACAGUCCUCACUACACGGCGUCACAGUCCUCACUACACGGCGUCACAGUCCUCACUACACGGCAUCACAGUCCUCACUACACGGCGUCACAGUCCUCACUACACGGCGUCACAGUCCUCACUACACGGCGUCACAGUCCUCACUACACGGCGUCACAGUCCUCACUACACGGCGUCACAGUCCCUCACUACACGGCGUCCUGAUCCUCACUACGGCGUCACAGUCCUCACUACCCGGCGUCCACGGUCCUCACUACACGGCGUCUGAUCCUCACUACACGGCGUCACAGUCCUCACUACACAGCGUCACAGUCCUCACUACACGGCGUCACAGUCCUCACUACACGGCGUCACAGUCCUCACUACACGGCAUCACAGUCCUCACUACACGGCAUCACAGUCCUCACCACACAUCACAGUCCUCACUACAGUCCUCACUACACGGCAUCCAGUCCUCACUACACGGCAUCACAGUCCUCACAGUCACAGUCCUCACUACACGGCGUCACAGUCCUCACCACGGCGUCACAGUCCUCACUAUCACGGCGUCACAGUCCUCACUACACGGCGUCACAGUCCUCACUACACGGCGUCACAGUCCUCACUACACGGCGUCACAUCACUACACGGCGUCACAGUCCUCACUACACGGCGUCACAGUCCUCACUACACGGCAUCACAGUCCUCACUACACGGCGUCACAGUCCUCACUACACGGCGUCACAUCCUCACUACACGGCGUCACAGUCCUCACUACACGGCGUCACAGUCCUCACUACACGGCGUCGUCUGAUCACACACGUCACUCACUACGGCAUCACAGUCCUCACUACACGGCGUCACAGUCCUCACUACACGGCGUCUGUCCUCACUACACGGCGUCACAGUCCUCACUACACGGUCACAUCCUCACUACACGGCGUCACAGUCCUCACUACACGGCGUCACAGUCCUCACUACACGGCAUCACAGUCCUCACUACACGGCGUCACAGUCCUCACUACACAUCACAGUCCUCACUACACGGCGUCCAGUCCUCACUACACGGCAUCACAGUCCUCACUACGGCGUCACAGUCCUCACGGCGUCACAGUCCUCACUACACGGCGUCACAGUCCUCACUACACGGCGUCACAGUCCUCACUCACACGUCACAGUCCUCACUACACGGCAUCACAGUCCUCACUACACGGCGUCACAGUCCUCACUACACGGCGUCCAGUCCUCACUACACGGCGUCACAGUCCUCACUACACGGCGUCACAGUCCUCACUACACGGGCGACACGUCACAGUCCUCACUACACGGCGUCACAGUCCUCACUACACGGCGUCUGA
Molecule: messenger RNA, 1452 nt
Organism: Homarus americanus (American lobster)
Lineage: Eukaryota; Metazoa; Arthropoda; Malacostraca; Decapoda; Nephropidae
Product: hyphal wall protein 2-like
Exons: 2
Coding region: 1-1452 (483 amino acids)
Source: RefSeq, a predicted model, not a curated record